CCCGUCAGGCUGCGCUGCCCGAAUUCCGAUGACGUUAGGAACGUCUGUGCGGUUGUUUUUGUCAUCGGCUCCGAGUAAUUGCCUCGCGGCUUCCGAUUCAAAUCGGCCCGGUGGCCGUUAGCCUCGCGCCGGCGGAGAGGGAGAACAAGAGUGAGCACCCGCGAGAGACUCUGGAGGGAGGGAGGGAGGGAGAGAGAGAGAGAGAGAGAGAGAGAGGGAAGGAAGGAAGGGGUGGAUUCGAGACCGGCGGGGGACCGGAGGGGGUGGUGCCGUUGCGCUGGACCGGGCCGGGCCGCCCUCUUAGCUUAUGUCUCUGGCAAAGUUUCCCGUUUGCCUCUGUCUUCCCGAAGGCAGCUGUUGUAGGCCCAGGCUGCCGGGGCCUCAGAAGAGACGGCGAUAGUGUGAAGGGGGAGGAGCAGAGAGGAGGCGUGAGCCCGGGUUCCCCGGCUCCCUUCUCACUCAGAGGGAUCAAUUGAAUCAGAAUCGGGAGAGGAUCACGUUUACCCUCGACAUGUCGUCGGCAGAUGACCUGAAGACGCGUCUGAAAAAGCUCGAAGCCAUGAUCAGGGACCCGAAGUCUCCGGUAAACGCGGAAUGUUUGCUGGAUGGCCUCAAUGCCCUGGUCCAGGAUUUGGACUUCCCCGCUCUAAGAAAGAAUAAAAACAUUGAAAAUUUCUUAAAUAGAUAUGACAAAGUAAUGGGCAAAGUUCGAGAAAUGCAAAUGAAAGCAGAGGACUAUGAGGUUGUGAAAGUGAUAGGACGAGGUGCAUUCGGUGAAGUUCAGCUGGUUCGACAUAAAGCAUCACAAAAAGUAUAUGCAAUGAAACUUUUGAGCAAGUUUGAAAUGAUCAAGCGAUCUGAUUCAGCAUUUUUUUGGGAGGAAAGAGAUAUCAUGGCCUUUGCAAACAGUUCCUGGGUUGUCCAGCUAUUUUAUGCCUUUCAAGAUGACAGAUAUCUCUAUAUGGUAAUGGAGUAUAUGCCUGGUGGUGACCUUGUAAACCUCAUGAGCAAUUAUGAUGUGCCUGAAAGAUGGGCCAAGUUCUACACUGCUGAAGUCGUGCUCGCCUUGGAUGGCAUUCACUCAAUGGGUUUUAUACACAGAGAUGUUAAGCCUGAUAAUAUGCUAUUAGACAAAUUCGGACAUUUAAAGUUGGCAGAUUUUGGUACUUGUAUGAAAAUGGAUUCGACUGGAAUGGUUCGAUGUGACACUGCAGUUGGAACUCCUGAUUACAUCUCUCCUGAGGUACUAAAAUCACAGGGAGGGGAUGGUUAUUAUGGCCGGGAGUGCGACUGGUGGUCUGUGGGAGUUUUCCUGUAUGAAAUGCUAGUUGGUGAUACUCCAUUUUAUGCAGAUUCCCUUGUGGGGACGUACAGUAAAAUCAUGGAUCACAAAAAUUCGCUCAAUUUUCCAGAUGAUGUUGAAAUUUCAAAGCACGCCAAAGACCUCAUCUGUGCCUUUUUGACUGACAGGGAGGUGCGGUUAGGAAGAAAUGGAGUGGAAGAAAUCAAACGUCAUCCUUUCUUCAAAAACGAUCAGUGGACAUGGGACAACAUACGUGAUGCUGCUGCCCCCGUUGUGCCUGAAUUGAGUAGUGACAUAGAUACAAGUAACUUCGAUGAUAUUGAGGAUGAUAAAGGAGAAGUGGAAACCUUUCCAACCCCAAAAGCCUUUGCUGGGAACCAGUUACCGUUUGUAGGAUUCACUUACUUCAGAGACAGCCAGUUGUUAAGUGACUCGCCUGCAUCGUACAAAGAGAAUGAGCCCAAUUUACCCAGUAAAAUUGAGUCUGCAAAACUACAGAAGAAGUUACAUCAGCUUGAAGAACAAUUGAACAAUGAAAUGCAAGCCAAAGAUGAAAUGGAACAAAAAUAUAGAACAUCAAGCAGUCGUCUGGAAAAAGUAUCCAAAGAUUUGGAAGAUGAGAUAACUUGCAGAAAAGAUGCAGAAUCAGCAUUAAGGCAGUUGGAACGAGAAAAAGCACUUCUUCAGCACAAGAAUGCAGAAUAUCACCGUAAAGCUGAAAUGGAAGCCGAUAAAAAGCGUGGCCUAGAAAAUGAAGUUAAUAGUCUGAAGGAUCAACUUGAAGAUCUAAAGAAAAGGAAUCAGAACUCUCAAAUCUCAAAUGAGAAAAUGGCUCAAUUACAGAGACAGUUGGAUGAAGCUAAUGCCUUACUGCGGACAGAAUCUGAGACAGCAGCGAGGCUACGAAAGAACCAAACAGAACUUUCAAAGCAAUUAGGGCAAUUGGAAACUAACAACAGAGAGCUACAAGACAAAAAUGCUACAUUGGAUAAUACCAAGCUGAAACUUGAAAAGGACUACAUAAGUUUACAGUCAGCACUAGAAGCUGAACGAAGAGACCGUACUCACGGUUCUGAGAUGAUCAGUGAUUUACAAGGGCGGAUUUUAUCACUUGGAGACGAAUUGCAAAGCAGUAAGAGCUCAAUGGCCAAAACAGAAAUGGAGAAACGACAACUGCAAGAUAAACUGACUGAUUUAGAGAAGGAGAAGAAUAAUAUGGAAAUAGAUAUGACAUACAAGCAGAAAGUAUUACAGCAACGACUUGAACAGGAGGAAGCAGAGCACAAAGCUACCAAGGCACGAUUAGCAGACAAAAAUAAGAUCUAUGAGUCAAUAGAAGAAGCAAAAUCAGAAGCCAUGAAAGAAAUGGAGAAGAAACUACAGGAAGAGAGAAGUUCAAAGCAAAAAGUUGAAAACCGUUUAUUGGAAGCUGAAAAGCAGCGUUCAAUGUUGGACUGUGAUAUUAAACAAGCACAACAAAAGAUUGAAGAGUUGCUUAGGCAAAAGGAGAAAUUGACGGAGGAGGUUAAAAAUCUAUCGUUAAAGAUAGAGCAGGAGACACAAAAACGUAGUUUAACUCAGAAUGACUUGAAGAUGCAGACACAACAAGUAAAUGCAUUGAAAAUGUCAGAAAAACAACUGAAGCAGGAGAUAAAUCACUUGUUGGAGACAAAAUUGAGCUUGGAAAAGCAGAUAGGAGAGCUACGAAAAGAACGCCAGGAUGCCGAUGGUCAGAUGAAAGAGCUUCAGGACCAGCUAGAAGCAGAACAGUAUUUUUCAACAUUGUACAAGACACAAGUAAGAGAGCUGAAGGAAGAAUGUGAGGAGAAAAGCAAGCUUUGUAAAGAUUUGCAACAAAAAAUGCAGGAACUGCAGGAUGAGAGAGAUUCUUUGGCAGCACAACUUGAGAUUACACUAACUAAGGCAGACUCUGAGCAGCUUGCACGCUCAAUUGCGGAAGAACAAUAUUCUGACCUAGAGAAAGAAAAAAUUAUGAAGGAGCUAGAAAUUAAAGAGAUGAUGGCGAGGCAUAAGCAGGAGCUGGCUGAAAAGGAUGCUACAAUUGCAUCUCUAGAGGAGACUAAUAGAAUGCUAACUGCAGAUGUAGCAAAUCUUGCAAGCGAGAAGGAAGAACUGAACAACAAAAUGAAGGAGCUUCAGGACCAGAUUCAGAAGCUGAAAGAAGAGGAUGCAAAUUUAGCAAACAUAAAAUUUCAAUUUGACAAACAGCUGCUCAAUGAGAGGACCCUCAAAACCCAAGCUGUCAAUAAAUUAGCUGAGAUUAUGAAUCGGAAGGACAUGAAGAGAGACCAUGGCAGGCGUGGAACUGACACUGAUGUUCGUAAAAAAGAAAAGGAAAAUCGAAAACUGCAAUUGGAGCUGAGGUCAGAGCGGGAAAAGCUAUCACAAAUGAUGAUUAAGUACCAGAGAGAGCUGAAUGAAAUGCAAGCGCAAAUUGCGGAUGAAAGCCAGGUGCGAAUUGAGCUGCAGAUGGCACUAGAUAGCAAAGACAGCGAUAUUGAACAACUUCGUUCUCAGCUGCAAUUAGUACAAGUGGGACUUGACACUACUAGUAUUGGCAGUGGGCCAGGUGAUGCAGAAGCAGAUGAUGGAUUUCCUGAAUCCAGAUUGGAAGGUUGGCUUUCCUUACCCAUGAGAAACAACACAAAGAAAUUCCUAUGGCGGAAACAGUAUGUGGUUGUGAGCAGUAAGAAGAUUCUAUUUUAUGAUAGUGAGCAGGACAAGGAAUUGUCUAAUCCUUCAAUGGUAUUGGAUAUAGACAAACUUUUCCACGUUCGGCCAGUUACGCAGGGUGAUGUAUAUAGAGCAGAUGCCAAAGAGAUUCCUAGAAUAUUUCAAAUCCUAUAUGCUAAUGAGGGAGAGAGUAGAAAGGAGCAAGAGUUUCCAGUGGAACCACCUGCUUUGGGAGAGAAGUCAAGCUACAUCCCUCACAAAGGUCAUGAAUUUAUACCAACGCUCUAUCAUUUCCCAACCAACUGUGAAGCCUGUACGAAGCCACUGUGGCAUAUGUUUAAACCCCCACCAGCUUUGGAGUGUCGCCGUUGCCAUAUCAAAUGUCACAAAGAUCAUAUGGAUAAAAAGGAGGACCUUAUAGCACCUUGUAAAGUGAAUUAUGAUGUUUCAUCUGCAAAAGAUCUGCUAUUACUAGCUAAUUCAACAGAAGAACAACAGAAAUGGGUGAGUCGAUUGGUGAAAAAAAUUCCAAAGAAACCUCCUGCACAUGAUCCCAACUUCCACAGAUCUUCUCCAAGGUCCUCAAUGCGGGUUCCUCCUAACCAAUCCAUGAGGAGGCCGAGCCGACAGCUGCCACAAACUAAGCCCAGCUAACUGUGUGCUGGGGAAUGCAGCAAUGUACGAGAUUAUGGGUUUCCAUCCUCAGCAGAAAAAAAUUGGACUGUGUAGAAUACUCUGACAUUCAAACAAGAGUGCACAAAAUGCUGCAAUUUAUUUUAUAUGAAAAGAGCUAAACAUGACUGUCUACAGAUCAAAAGUUUCACAAUAGUUUACAGCACUUUGCAGCAAUGUAAAAUUCUAAACCUGGGAACAGUAUUGGUUUGCUGCAAGCCCAGACAGCAAUAGAAAUUGAUGUAAAGAUGCCCCCAGGUUGGUUGUUAUGCAUAAUCGCUAAAAAGCUCUCUUGGAUGUGAUAUUACUUGGCAACCAAGUGAAAUAAACACUAGAUUGGUUGGGACGCAAGAUGGAGAAAUGCGCCACUGCCCAAUAAACUGAAAUGUUUUCAAGCAGAAUGAUGAACUUGAGGUGGUUACAUCAGCUUAACUUGAAUAAGAAACCAAAUAUGAUGGUCAUAUGAAAGUAUGUUGUUUGGAACAGCCCAAGAGAGCUUUGGAAUUGAAUCAGUCAUACUUUUCAGUUGUAUUCAGAAUAGUAAUUAGUCAGAGGAAACCACAGUUGUCUUGGCACAAAGUACAUCCAUGGUAUGUAUAAAGAACAAGCCUUUGUUAUCACAGUUGCAUCUAUGCACUUGUAUAAAGCCAUAGAGUUUAACAGAUUUGCUUAUGAGCAUAUUAUAGGAAGCUGUAUCUGAAAGGAAUGUGGGGAAAAUUGCAGUCCUUCAGGUUGAGGAAAUUUUGAGAAUGUUAUCAGUCAGAAAUACACAUUUUAUAAUGGGCAACUUGUGAUUUUCAUUUCAUAUCAAAAUAACGCCUUAACUUAACAUUUUCUAAAUGUUUGCCCAUCUUGUUAAAUUGAAGUUUACUGAUGACUGUUAUAAUGGAAAUUAAAUGAAAGUUUAUUGUUAAGAAAAAUAGUGCACUAUUUUUACAUGUAACCAUUUGCAUUGGCCAAUUUUGAAUGUGUUUCUAUAAAAUUAUUGAAGAAAAUAUUUCAUGUAUGGAAUAGUAAAAAGAGCUAGCUAAUGUACAACUGUUACUACCCAUUGAAAACUAAUUAUACAAGGAAUGACAUGGUAUCAGCCCUUUCAGUUAUAUUACUGUAAUAACAAAUUUAUGGAAUUUGUAAUCCGUUAGACUCACUAAGUGCUAUGAAACCUUAUUUGCCUGGGUUUGUGUACCAUUCUAGAUGUUUUAUUUUCAUUAUUAUUUCUUUAAAAAAGCAUCCGUGUCUGUUAUUUUUACUACAUUCUCACAGCACAUAUAUAAAAAUGUUCACAAACUCUAAAAUGAUUUAACUAAAGUCAUACUGUAGGUGUAUUUUAAAAGUUUGUAUAAAGUUCUCUAUUACUGUAGCUGUAGUGUAGACUCUAGCACGGUUGCAGUAGUUCAUAAUGAGGACUCGUAUGUGUAGCUGGAAAGCUGAGCCCUUGCACAUGGGGCAUUCGUACAUAUAUAUUUUACAUGCAAUCUUACAAAAUACAUAAUUUAUAUUGGCUUGGCCAUUUUGUAUUUAUAAAGGCUUUCAUCCUGAAAUGCAUGUUUUAUACAACUACAGUAUGCUGAAGAUAAUGUAAACAUAUUUGACAAUAAAACCAUAUGUAGCCUUCCA
This is a messenger RNA of Rhincodon typus (whale shark), 6286 nucleotides long. RefSeq names its product rho-associated, coiled-coil containing protein kinase 2a (gene rock2a). The transcript has 32 exons. Lineage: Eukaryota; Metazoa; Chordata; Chondrichthyes; Orectolobiformes; Rhincodontidae. Gene Ontology annotation, molecular function: small GTPase binding; Rho-dependent protein serine/threonine kinase activity; ATP binding. The coding region runs from base 512 to 4651 and encodes 1379 amino acids. The record is from RefSeq and is a predicted model, not a curated record. Gene Ontology annotation, cellular component: cytoskeleton; cytoplasm. Gene Ontology annotation, biological process: actomyosin structure organization; regulation of actin cytoskeleton organization; Rho protein signal transduction.